Linum tenue is the source of this 342-nucleotide messenger RNA. The record is from the annotation of a GenBank genome assembly. NCBI's taxonomy places the organism in Eukaryota, Viridiplantae, Streptophyta, Magnoliopsida, Malpighiales, Linaceae.
AUGGCCGCCAUGCUCUUCCUCAUCCUCCUCUUCACCGCCUUCCGAAUCAAGGUCCCACACAUCGCCGUCGCCAGGGUCACCAGCGCCGGGCCUCAGACCCUCAACCGCCUCCGCAACAGGACCGCCACGGUUCUCGCCGACGUCAAGGUGAGGAACCCGAAUGCGGCGGCGUUCAGGUUCGGCGGCGGUGAGGCGACGGUUUACUACGGGGAGACGGUGGUGGGGGAGGCGGCAACACCGCCGGGGGAGGGCGAAGGCGAGGGGGACGGUCCAUAUGAGCGUGGCGGUAGAGAUUUCGGGGGAGAAGUUAUCCGGUGUGUCGCGGCUCACGGAGGACGUUAA